AUGGCGGAAAGCCCGCUCCGGACCGACGUGACCUCGACGCCGGAUAAGGGCACAAUGGCGACGGCGAUGACGACAACGACGACAACGCCGGUGCGGAAACCAAAGUUCACGGAUUACCUUAGGGUCUUCACCUACGCGACGAAAUGGGACUUUUGCGUGUACGUGAUCGCUUCGGUGGCGUCCGUCGCCGCCGGCGUGACCCUGCCGCUCAUGAACAUCAUCUUCGGCCAGCUCGUCAGCCAGUUCACCAGCUACUUCAGUGACGACGCCACCGUCUCCCGCGCCCAGUUUGACAGCAUCCUCAACCGCCAGGCCCUCUACAUCAUGGCCCUCUUCGUCGGCCGCUGGGCGCUCAACGCCGUCAACAAGUUCUGCUUCAGGAUGAUCGGCAUCCGCCUCUCGUCCGCCAUCCGCCUGCACUACCUGCAGUCUCUGUUCGCGCAGCCUAUUCACGUCAUCGACUCGAUGCCCCCCGGGGCGGCGGCGACUGCCAUCACUGGAACGUCGGCUGUGUUGCAGAUCGGCAUCUCCGAUCGCCUGGGCACCUUCCUGCAGUUCAACGGUACGAUCUGGGCGGCCCUGGUCAUUGCCUUCAUUUGGAGUUGGGAUCUCACUUUGGUGACCUCGUCACUAAUCCUGUACAUUUUGAUCGUCCUGGGCGUGGUCAUGCCCAUCAUCGUCAAGGGAGAGACUGCGACAACUGAGGCUGAUGCACAGGGCACUGCCAUCGCCAGCGAGGCCCUUGGGGGUAUCCGGCUGGUCAUGGCUUGUGGUGCGCAGAGCCACAUCAUCUCCCGCUAUGAGGGCUGGGUGCAGGAAGCUAUGAGACGAGCUCAGAGGACCGCCCCCGUCGUGGCGAUUCAGUUUGGCCUCAUCUUUUUCGGCGUCUUCGGCGCGUUUGGUCUAGCUUUCUGGUAUGGCACCCAGCGGUAUAUCGCCGGUGCUCUCGACAACGCCGGUGUGGUCGUCGUGGUGCUGAUGUCCGUCAUGAUGAUACUCACCUCCUUGGAGCGGAUUUCAACACCAAUCAUCGCCGUCAGCAAGGCCAUGGUUGCCGCUUGCGAGCUUUUCACGGUGAUUGAUGCCCCCCUGCCCCCUGCUGGCACCCUCAAGCCUGAAAUCGACUCGGAGGACAUUGUGUUUGAGGACGUGACAUUCGAGUAUCCCAGCCGAGCCGGCGUCAAGGUCCUGAACUCACUGAACUUCCGCAUCCAGCCUGGCCAGAACAUAGCUCUCGUUGGUCCAUCUGGCUCUGGUAAGAGCACAAUCGUUGGCUUGCUGGAGCGAUGGUAUUCCCUGAGAGAGCAACACGCGUUGCCCCGCGUGGCUGAUGAUCAGGCAUCCGAAAAGCCGCAUGACGAAACGGUGGAAUGCGUCAACGAGGAGUUGAAGUCGCUCAUUAUGCCCAAUCUCUCUGGAACUAUCAGCGUUGGUGGUGUAAACAUAGAGGAUCUCGACCUCAAGUGGUGGAGAGCUCAAGUCGGCCUAGUCCAGCAAGAGCCGUUCCUUUUCAACAACACCAUCUUUAACAACGUCGCAAACGGCCUCAUCGGUACCGAUUGGGAGAACGAGCCCGAAACCGUAAAGCGAGAGCUUGUUCGUGACGCUUGCCAGGAAUCUUACGCCCACGAGUUCAUCAGCAGACUGCCCGAUGGUUACGAUACGCGUGUUGGUGACGGAGGCGCCAAAUUGUCCGGCGGUCAAAAGCAACGUCUCGCAAUCGCCAGGAGUAUCAUCAAGAAGCCUCGCAUCAUUAUCCUCGACGAAGCAACUAGCGCAAUUGAUGCCAAAAGCGAAAAGAUUGUCCAGGCCGCGCUCGACAGAGUCACUCAUGGGCGUACCACCAUAACUAUCGCCCACAGGCUAUCAACAAUCAAGAAGGCUGACAACAUUGUCGUACUUCAACGAGGGCAGGCUGUCGAGCAGGGCACCCACCAUAGCCUCUUGAGCGAUCCUUCGAGCGUCUACAGCUCCUUGGUGCGAGCUCAAGCGCUGCAUCUGUCUACACCAGAGAAGUCGGUGUCGGAGGCUUCCGCCUCGGGGCUCGAUUCGGAAAUGGAGGAGAAGGUGUUCACGGAUCAAGACCAUCGCCCUACGGCAGCCUUCAUGGAUACUUUGGAGCAUAAUGUACCCCAUAAGUCUCGUGGCCUGGUACGCAGCUUCGGAAAGCUCCUUUACGAGCAUAAAGCGAAUUGGACUUCGUACGUGGCCGUCAUCUUGUCCUGCAUGGCGACGGCAGCCGGCACACCCAUACAAGCGUGGCUCUUCUCCAAGGUACUCUCCGUGUUUCUCCUGACCGGAGACGACCUAAAGCGGCGGUCGGAUUUCUGGGGCCUGAUGUGGUUUGCCCUCGCCGGGGGCGUUGGUCUGGCGUACGUCGCCCAGUGCUGGAUUGGCCUGCGUCUGCAAUAUUUCGUCAGCGCUGCGUACAAGAAGCAAUACCUCAACGACAUGCUGCAUCAGCAUCUCAGCUUCUUCGAUGACGACAAGAACUCUCAUGGGGCUCUGAGCGCUAGAAUCUCGGGCGAUGCAAAGUUACUGGAGGAACUACUGGGGCUGAACCUGGCGAUGCUGCUUUCCGGCGUCUUCACCGUCAUCGGAUGCGUCGCCAUCGCGCUAAUCUUCGGCUGGAAGCUCGGCUUGGUCGCCAUGUUCAUCACAAUGCCAAUCAUGUUGGGUGCAGGGCUGUGGAAGUACAGGCAUGAGGUGCAAUUCGACCAGAUGAAUAUGGCAGUCUUUGGGGAGAGCUCGCAGUUCGCCACUGAAGCCAUCGGGGCCAUCAGGACGGUCUCCUCCCUCGGCAUGGAAUCCACCAUUAAUGCUCGAUACGAAAAGCUCCUUAGCGGACACAUCCUGGCGGCGCGGCGCAAAGCGCAAUGGACGGCUGUGCUCUACGGCUUCGCAGACAGCGUAAGUCUCGGGUGUCAGGCGCUGGUCUUCUGGUACGGCGGCAGGCUCCUGGCCAGUGGCGAGUAUUCCAUGGAGGCGUUUUUCGUCUGUUUCAUGGCCAUCAUUCAGGGUGCAGAGGCAGCCAGCCAGAUCCUGGCCGUGGCUCCUAGCGCCGCGCAGGCGGCGGCGGCAGCCGACCGCAUCCUCGAUGUCAGGGAGUCUGCUGACGUUGGCCAAGCCGCGAUAAGGGGCUGUGAGGAAAUAGUCGGAGCCGAGGGCGGCGUCCGGGUCGAGUUGCGAGACGUUCAUUUCAAGUAUCCCACGCGUGACGUUAUCGUGUUUGAGGGGCUGAACCUCGCCAUCGAACAGGGGCAAUACGCAGCCUUUGUAGGCCCCUCUGGAUGCGGAAAGACAACCAUCAUCUCGCUCCUGGAACGUUUCUACGAAUUGGGCAAAGGCCACGGGUCAAUCCUCUGCAACGGCGUCAACAUCCACGACCUCGACGUGUACGACUACCGCCAAAACAUCUCGCUCGUCGCUCAGGAACCCGUCAUGUUCCGAGGGACGGUCCGUGAUAACAUUCUCUUCGGCAUCGAGGACCCCAGCUCCAUCUCCGACGAGAGGAUCCACGAGGUGUGCAUCGAGGCCUUCAUUCACGACUUCAUCGUGUCUCUGCCCGAGGGUUACGACACCGACGUCGGCGCCAAGGGCGUGUCCAUGUCUGGCGGGCAGAAGCAGCGUAUCGCCAUCGCGCGUGCCCUGAUCCGCGAGCCGAAGCUUCUGCUGCUAGACGAGGCCACGUCGGCGCUAGACUCGGAGUCGGAGAAGAUUGUGCAAGCCGCGUUCGAGAGGGCGCGCGACGGACGGACCGUGGUGGCCGUGGCCCACAGGCUAUCGACCAUCCAGAACGCCGAUGUCAUUUUCGUAUUCAGCGAGGGGAGGGUGGUGGAAAAGGGGUCUCACCAUGAGCUCAUAAGGAAACAGGGUGUCUACUGGGAGAUGUGCCAAAGUCAGGCUCUGGACCAAUAG
Colletotrichum graminicola M1.001 is the source of this 3918-nucleotide messenger RNA. RefSeq names its product ABC transporter. NCBI's taxonomy places the organism in Eukaryota, Fungi, Ascomycota, Sordariomycetes, Glomerellales, Glomerellaceae. Gene Ontology annotation, biological process: transmembrane transport. The coding region runs from base 1 to 3918 and encodes 1305 amino acids. Gene Ontology annotation, molecular function: ABC-type transporter activity; ATP binding; ATP hydrolysis activity. Gene Ontology annotation, cellular component: membrane. The transcript has 4 exons. The record is from RefSeq and is a predicted model, not a curated record.